AUGACAAAUAGCCUGAUCGGUGUGCUUCUCCGUUUUAGAAAAGAGGCUGUGGCGGUAACGGCUGACAUCCAGCGAAUGUUUUAUUCCUUCUUCGUACGUGAAGAAGACAGAGACUACCUGCGCUUCUUGUGGUUCCGAGACAACGACUCCAGCAAGGAUGUCAUUGAAUACAGGAUGCGCACCGCACAGGAGGGAGAGCAGGACUUUGGUGCGGACGUUCGACACUUUAUCGAGAGAGACUUCUACGUCGACGACGGCCUCAAGUCCUUACCGACCGAAGAGGAGGCUAUUGAUCUACUCAAAAGGACACAACACAUGCUGAGAGGAGCAAACCUGCGGCUUCACAAGAUAGCCUCUAACUCUGUGGAGGUCAUGGGCGCCUUCCCAUCCGAUGACUACGCCAGGGGCCUUAAAGACAUGGACUUCGACAGAGGUCACGUACCGAUGCAACGGAGCCUUGGACUAAACUGGGACCUAAAGGGAGAUACGUUCACCUUCAAAGUGCCCGUAAAAGACACCCCGAAUACACGACGCGGCGUACUAUCCACUGUGAACAGCCUAUACGACCCCCUAGGAUUCACAGCCCCAGUGACAGUACAAGAAAAGGCGAUCGGCGCUGUGGCGUACAUCAGAGUCACAGAUGCUGAUGGAAUGCAACACGUGGGUUUUGUGUUUGGAAAAGCAAAGCUAGCGCCGCGCCCCGAACAGACCAUUCCAAGACUUGAGCUAUGUGCCGCAGUGCUCGCCGUCGAUAUCGCAGAGUUAGUCGUCAGCGAGAUCGAUGCUCACAUCGAUGACAUUAAAUUCUACACGGACAGCAAAGUUGUGCUCGGAUACAUCUUCAAUCAAUCGAGGCGUUUCUACGUCUAUGUCAGCAACCGUGUGAACCGCAUACGAAGAUCUACGAAGCCCGAGCAAUGGCAUUACGUUCCCACCGGUCAGAACCCUGCAGAUCACGCCACUAGACCUGUGGCUGCAGAUGCUUUGGCUGGCACGACUUGGCUGACAGGACCGAAAUUUCUCCGGGAAUGUACGGACGCGCAGAGAGAGCGCACAGCCUUCCCGCUUUUUGAACCAGAUCAGGACAAGGAAAUCCGUCCUCAAGUGGCUGUCUCGGCAACUCGCGUAGGAAAUCAACAACUGGGGGCUCAUCGCUUCGAGCGCUUUUCGACAUGGACAUCCUUACUGCGGGCCGUGGCAUGCCUGGUGCAUAUCGCUCGUUCCUUUCAUAACCCUUUGGCUGAUUGUCACGGAUGGCAUUACUGCAGCAAACCUCGAAGCGCGGAUGAGCUGAACGAGGCGAAGAAAGUAAUCCUUCGUUGCGUCCAACACGAAGAAUUUCCAGAAGCCGUCACAUGUCCCCGUACGGACGCAGCUCAACAAAGUCGCAUUUCGUCCAGCAACCCUUUGUGUGAGCUCGACCCGUUCGUCGACAAUCAGGGCCUGUUGAGAGUUGGUGGACGCCUACGGAACUCCGACCUCGACGAAGCGGAAAAGCAUCCAGUCAUCGUUCCGGGUCGCCAUCAUGUAGGCUUAUUGCUGAUACGGCACUAUCAUGGAAAAGUUAAACAUCAAGGGCGACACUUCACCGAAGGAGCUGUUAGAGCUGCCGGGUUUUGGAUUAUCGGCGGAAAAAGAUGCAUCGGCGCCAUGAUUCAUCAUUGUAUCACAUGCCGCAAACUUCGAAGAAAAUUGGAGCAUCAGAAGAUGGCCAACUUGCCUGAAGAUAGGCUAAGCGCGGACCCUCCGUUCACCUACGUGGGACUGGACGUUUUCGGCCCUUGGAUGGUUGCCUCACGUCGCACAAGGGGCGGUCUCGUCCACAACAAAAGGUGGGCAGUCUUAUUCACGUGCAUGGCCAUUCGUGCAGUGCACAUAGAGGUCAUUGAGUCAAUGGAUACGUCAAGCUUCAUUAACGCCCUGCGAAGAUUCCUUGCGCUCAGAGGCCCAGUGAAACAGCUCCGUUCAGACAGGGGCACGAACUUCGUUGGUGCCUGCUCUGAGCUCAAGAUGUCGGCUGUUGGCUUCGAACUUCGUAAAGUUCAACGCUUCUUGAGCGAGCAAGGCUGCACCUGGAUUUUCAAUACACCUCAUUCCUCCCACAUGGGUGGCGUGUGGGAACGCAUGAUAGGCAUGGCUCGCCGGAUCCUGGAUUCAAUGCUUCUGAACGACGGCUCUCCUCGCUUCUUCCAUGAGGUCUUGACCACAUUCCUCGCAGAAGUGACCGCCAUUAUAAACGGAAGACCAUUGGUUCCAGUCUCCUCGGAUCCCGAAUGUCCCUCAGUGCUCUCCCCUGCAAUGAUCCUGACGCAGAAACCUACGUCGUCAACAGCACCUCCAGGAGAUUUUAAAAGUCUUCAUGUGAAGCAGUGGAAACAAGUUCAAGCUCUUGCCAACAGCUUCUGGCAUCGCUGGAGAACACAGUUCCUGCCCACCCUUCAACGCCGUCGCAAGUGGAAAACCGAUCGACCUAACCUUCAAGUUGGCGAUCUUGUGCUGCUGAAAGACGUGGGCGCUAGACGCAAGGAGUGGCCAAUGGGACGAAUCACCGCUGUGCGGCGAGGGAAUGACGGUAAGGUGCGCAAGGUGCAACUCCAGACAGUUAAAGACGGCAAGAAGAAAACCUUUGAACGACCAGUCUCCGAGAUGGUUCUUCUGUUCUCGCCGGAUCAAAGUGACUGA
Messenger RNA from Ornithodoros turicata, 2682 nucleotides. RefSeq lists its product as uncharacterized. NCBI's taxonomy places the organism in Eukaryota, Metazoa, Arthropoda, Arachnida, Ixodida, Argasidae. The transcript has 3 exons. Bases 1 to 2682 code for a protein of 893 amino acids. Gene Ontology annotation, biological process: DNA integration. Gene Ontology annotation, molecular function: nucleic acid binding. The record is from RefSeq and is a predicted model, not a curated record.